Messenger RNA from Fusarium subglutinans, 3951 nucleotides. RefSeq lists its product as uncharacterized. Lineage: Eukaryota; Fungi; Ascomycota; Sordariomycetes; Hypocreales; Nectriaceae. The transcript is spliced from 4 exons. The coding region runs from base 1 to 3951 and encodes 1316 amino acids. The record is from RefSeq and is a predicted model, not a curated record.
AUGGCGGCUGCGGACGUCCCCAAAUGGGGCUUUGGGCAAGAGCCCAUGCAAAUUAAACCGGUUGCUGCCGACUUCAUCCCGCAUUUCGCGACCACUGGCGAUACUCGUGUCGACGCUGGCAAGACCUUCCUCAAGUUUGGAAACUUUGCGUUCAAGAAGCCUCUUACCCGACCACCCGCGUGGCAACGGGUUCCUACACAGUCGCUUGCCGCUCCCAGCUCGAACCGACAGAUUAUGCGCCGAGUUACAGUUUCCAACAGCCUUCAGCUUGAUACACCCUUCGUCAUCUUCCCAAAUGUAUCCGCCAUUCCUGUUCCUACUCGUGAAGAGCUUGGGUUCGACCUUACUCUUCCUCGCAAAGUCCAACGCCUAGAAACCUACAAACCUGUCUUUAGGGAACCAGUGUAUGAGGAUUUCUUGAUGUUCUCGCAUGCACAGCACAUGCACCAACUCAUGAGAGCCAAGGUUGAUAUUGCGAACGGCCUUAUCGACACUCACUCUGGCCAUAUACGCAAAGACAUGAAGGCUAUCGAACAAGGAGGCCGAAAAAUUGUUCCUCUCAAGCGAGUUGCUGGACUCAUCAGCACCGAAGUUGUCGAUGCAGACGGUUCCCCCAUGUCCCUGGUGCCGGCCAGAGGUAACCGAUUUCUUACGUACAACGAUGUGCUUCGUAAGAUCCAGGACGCCAACCAAUCCGGAAACCAGUCCGUCAAUCUCAGAGGUGCGUCCAUCUCAGAAGUCACUUCCGCACUUCAAGAAAGUCAUAAGCCUCGUCGAACGCGCCUCGCUGCUCUUGGCGAGCCCGAACUCUCCACCAUCUUGGAUGAGGAAGAACCAGAGAGUUCCCCCGUUCAGGAACCUGUUCAGGAGCCUGUUCUCUUCCCCGGGUCCCCCUCUCCCUCGAAGCGACUUGGUCGUUUCCUCACCAGCGACACCAUCAAGAAGAGCGUCCGCCGACUUUCGAAGCUUGCCAAACUCGUCCAAGGUUCGCCUUCCAAGUCGUCCUCUCCCAAAUCUUCUCCUUCCAAGUCGAAGCGUGCUUCUUCACCUCUCGCCCAGCGUUCUAGCCCUGUCUAUGAAUCUGCUGCCAAGGACAACAUGUCCACUGAGUCCGUCGCUGACUCUCCCACUCGCCCUGGCCGAACUUUCCGAGUGCCAUCUGAGUGCGACUCAUCUUCUUUCGAAGAUACUGGUCUCCCAGAGACCCCCAACAAAUCUUCGUCGCCCGUUAUGAACUACUCGCGACCCAUCGCUCCCACUCCCUCUCAGUGGGACCGACCUGCGCCCUCGACUCCCGCCACUCCUGCUGCCCAGAGUGCCCCCUUCAAACCCGUCACCCCUCAGCAGACCGACAGUCCCAUCGGUCUCGCUGCCCUUCUUCCUGCCAUCCUCCCUCCCUCCACUCCCAAGCCGCAUGGUUGCACACUUGAAGUCCUUGAGCCUAGUGAGACUUUCGACUUCGGGGAAACAACUUCUUUCGGUGUCUCCAACUCUUGGUUGCUAUCGUCUCCUCUGGCCACUGAGCCCAAUCGUAUCAGGGCCGGUAACCAGGCGCGCCGUCGCCGUAGCGAACCUCUGCUCCGCAAGUGUCUCGACACCCGAGCCCGUCGUCUCUCGUCCUCUCCUCAGAAGGUCCAAUUCCAACAGGAAGCGAUCUUCAGUGAUGACAUUUCUAUCGCCUCGCUAUUCGACAUAACUUAUGAGUCCCCUGCGAAGGCCGCUGCCAUCGAUGCAGCCGACGAGACUUCUGUUCUCGAUUCUAUUACUUCUCCCUCCAACGAGCCUGCAGCUGAAAGCGCGGCCGAGCACACUCUUCCUCUUGACACCAUUAUGGAGGAGAGUGUUGCCACUGAGGCUGAUCCCAUUGAGGCAGCCCACGAGACUUCUGUUCUCGAUUCUACUUCUUCUCCUUCCAAAGAGCCUGCAGCUGAAAGCGCGGCUGAGCAGACCCUUCCUCUUGACACUAUUAUGGAGGAGAGUGUUGCUACCGAGGCUGAUCCCAUUGAGGCGGCCAAACCUACCGAAGGCGAGUCUACCUUGGGCUAUGCCAGUGUUCUCACUGAGAACCUCUGGUUGCGAGAUCUGAACUCUUCACCCACCGCACCUCCCGCCAACCAACAGGACGAGCAACACAGUUCCAUGCAGUCACCCACUACCGUUGCCGAGUCACCUGUCACCAAAGCUCCCACUUCUUCUGAAGAAGGUGUUGUCAACAUCGAUGUCCGGGAGAACCCUGACAUUUUCGGGACUCAAAUUUCCUCACCACCUGCUCCUACUCCAAUUCAAAAUCUUUCUCGCAUGGCCGACGACGCCUGCAAUGGCCACGCUAAGGUCGUGGUCACUGAGGAAAACGGUAGACUCUUUGUCCGAUUUAAGGUGUCGGCCAGAUAUGCCCACAUGUUCCCUGCAAGCCAAGGGUUCAACGAUUCCCUCUCGUUCUCUCCAUCCGUCGACGUUUCUACACCAAGACCUCGACCCGUCAACACCACCCUGCAGACUCCUGAUCUCAAUAGCUUCAGUGACGUUACCAGCCCAUCUCCCAGCGUAAUGCAGACCCCCGAACCUCGAUCUACCGAGUCACUCCUCAAGACACCGGAUACCAACGGUGUCGGUGUUAUCGACCGCUCCUCCUCCGGUGAAUUUGAUACACCUGAACUUCCUCAGAAUGACAACACUCUUGUCUUCGGCGAACCUACAACAAUCGACCGACCUUCUUCUAUUCGACGCGCUACUCGCCGUCAGAGCGAGAUGACUCCCUUGAAGCGUGCUACAAGAAACGCAAUGGGCAUCUCUCAGGGGCCAGCCACACCCCGAUUCGCUACGCCGGCGGCCGAUAAUGGUGACCAGACCUUUGUUAUGGAAGAAACACCCGCUAAGCGGGACGAUGAAACACCUGCUCAGCAGGUCGACACUCCAGCAGCUCCCCCUAUCCAGGAGGUAGAAGCCGCUCCUGCUGCCAAUAAUGGUGGCCAAGACUUGGACAGUCCAGGUCGGGAUUACUUACGCGCUUUCAUUAACCAGAAUCGCCGAACUACCGCUUCCACAUCCGCUACUGCCACUGCCACUGCUACUGCUACCACCAACGAAUCCUCAACUACCGCUGCUACAAACACCACCACCCUUACACCCGCAGCAGAAAUCAUUCCUGCCGUCACCACGACCGAAGCAGGAUCUCCUAUCGCACCAGCAGCCAAGCGCCAGCCUCUUGGAGCUCGAAGCCCUAACAGGGGUAGUCCCAUGAAGGCCAAACGUAAGGCAGACGGUGAUGGUUCGUCACCAUCACCGCCAAAGAAAAUGAAAGUCACUGCCAAGACCAAGGCUAAGCGCCAGAAGGCAGAGUUGGCCAUCGACAUGACUGAUCUUCCCUCUGCCUCUCCCUCUACCACCACCACCACCUCUCCCUCCGCCGACACUCCCAACAGCAAGCAGGUUGACGAGCUUGCGCCCAAUAGAUCAGUCACCCGCCGAUCGUCUCGGCUCCGAAGCCAAGAGCACCCGAGCGGUGCUCCCAAGUCGUCGCUGCCUACUCCGAUCAAGCUCGGCCGAGCCGGUGCUGGCCGCAGCCUCCCAAAGAAGGCUCGCAGUGAGGAAGACGAGUUGGCUCGCAAGACAAGGGCCAACACCAAGCGGAACAUGGGUAAGGCCGAGUUCCCUGCCGAGGUCCUCGUUAGAAUUGCGGACGAGGCAGAGAAGAACUCUGACCAUGGUGAGGAGUCGGAGAGGCCAGCAAGUGGUCGACGCGUGGGGUGGAACCAGCCCCUGGAGAAGGUGCAGGGAGAGGAGCCCAAGAAGGGGCGGGCCAAGGGCAAGGCCACACAAGGACAGACGGGCAUCUCGAAGCCCAAGGCGAAGCGGGCCACCAAGGUGGCAGCGGAUCUGGGCAUGGUGGCCAACGGCACACCCGCCAAACCCCAGCGCGUGACGCGUUCCAGCGCACGCUCUGGGGUUUGA